This is a messenger RNA of Mustela lutreola (European mink), 1387 nucleotides long. It is a transcript of the gene GSC2, whose product is annotated as goosecoid homeobox 2. The transcript is spliced from 3 exons. NCBI's taxonomy places the organism in Eukaryota, Metazoa, Chordata, Mammalia, Carnivora, Mustelidae. Gene Ontology annotation, molecular function: DNA-binding transcription factor activity, RNA polymerase II-specific; RNA polymerase II cis-regulatory region sequence-specific DNA binding. Gene Ontology annotation, cellular component: nucleus. Bases 1 to 615 code for a protein of 204 amino acids. Gene Ontology annotation, biological process: regulation of transcription by RNA polymerase II. The record is from RefSeq and is a predicted model, not a curated record.
AUGGCGGCGGCGGGGGGCGCAGCGAGCCGCAGGGACCCCGGGCGGCCCUGCCCCUUCUCCAUUGAGCACAUCCUCUCCAGCCUGCCCGAGCGGAGCCCACCGGCACGGGCCGCCCGCGCGCCGCCGCCCGGCGGCCGCCAGAGCCCCGCGGAGCCCGGGGAGCCCGGGGCGCCCGAGGCCGCUCCCUGCGCCUGUUGCUGCUGCUGCGGGCCCCGCGCGGCGCCCCGAGGGCCCCCGGAGCCCGCCGCCGGACUGGGCGCGCGGCUGCCGUGGCCGCUGAGGCUGGGCCCCGCCGCGCCCUUGCCCUUGUCCGCGCCCACUGGAGGUUCGGGGGCGCUGCCGGGCGCGGGCGGCCCGGGGCCGCAGCGGCGCACGCGGCGCCACCGCACCAUCUUCAGCGAGGAGCAGCUGCAGGCGCUGGAGGCGCUCUUCGUGCAGAACCAGUACCCCGACGUGGGCACGCGCGAGCGCCUGGCCGGCCGCAUCCGCCUGCGCGAGGAGCGCGUGGAGGUCUGGUUCAAGAACCGCCGGGCCAAGUGGCGACACCAGAAACGCACGUCAGCGACCUCGAGGCUCCUCCCCGGAGCCAAGAAGGCCCCAAAGGACAGCUCCUGAUGGCCCUGGUAGCCAUUCCUGGUCUUGGCGUCUUCGGGGAGCCGACUAGGAGAGAGGACAGAUCUACCCGAGAUGGAGCUGAGAGAGGACACCAGCCUCUUCCCGUCUGUCUGCAGGACUUCCGGCUUCUGGAGCUAGUGCUCAAGGCAGGAGCGGGCUGCUGAAGUGUGUGUCCCCCCACUCCCCAUCUGCCUUGUCACUUGCCCCGGGGAAAGGAGGGAACACUGAGCAUCUCCAUGUGCUCUCCUCUGCAGUGACUAGGGUCAGGAAGAUUCCCUGGGGGGUGGGGGGGGGGUAGGGCUGGGAGGAGGGCACAGAGCAGGUCGCUUCCUCAAGUCCCCACCAACUCCAGGACAGGAACCACCCCUUGUCGGAGGGAGGAGGGCAGAAUCUUCCUUUCCCUACCUGGGGUAUGCUGGCCUCCCUCCUCUCCUUUCCCUGCCUGGGCCAUGGGAGGUUUCUGUGCAUCCUGGACUUGCCAGCUUGUGCGUCCGGCACAGGGCCUUGGCGUCCAGAGCUAUAAGGUAAAAAUGCCGGGUGAGGUCACCUCCAGAAGCCCCUGCCGGGCCCCUUAAUUCUGUGAGCCUUGUCUGGGUCCUGGGAAAUAAACAUGCAACUGCAAAAAGAGCACAAAAGCCAGCCAGAGUUCAAAGCCCGCCAUGGCCCCAUUCCCCUCACCCAAGGGCCAUCUCACCUUGAAGAGCACAGCCUAGUGAGUCCUCUGUGUUCCCCAGCCACAGCAGACUACCCCACGGAUCAUGGCCUGGCACCC